CGUAAAUAUAAUGAAGGUUCCCAUUUCUUGAAAAAACAAAUUCAUCGCAAUUGAAGUUAAGAAAUGAAAAUUUGAAGUUUUUGAUCAUUCAUCAGCUAAAGCUUCUCUUUCCCGGCUUUUUGGCGUGGAAGAUCAUCAUAUGACACGAAAAACUGUUUUUUCAAACAACGAAGCAAUCGUCAACUCAAGCAAUAUUCACUAGGCCUCAAGCAAUAUUCACUAGGCCUGAAGCAAUAUUCACUAGGCCUCUAGUUUCUGGUUGCUUACAAUCUUGCGAUGACUCGUAUUGUAACAUAUGCUUAUGGAUCAAUCUUUCUUGUGACAAGCUUACUAUCAUGGGCCGCUCGCGAUUUUGGUUAUACUACUUUGAAAGCAAUGAAAUGGCUAAGAGGCUGCAAUGGAGAGGAAGUUUGUUUGGGUGCACAAGGCGCCUUGAGAGUGAGUUUGGGGUGUUUCAUAUUCUAUUUUAUCAUGUUUGUAUCCACAGCAGGCGCUUCAACGAGGACUGGUCAUAGAGAAGAAUUUCACUCAGGGUGUUGGUUUUUAAAGAUUCCGAUGAUGGUGGUCCUCAUUGUCGUUUCAUUUCUUCUUCCGAUUAAUAUGAUCUAUAUCUAUGGAUUGAUUGCACAUUUUGGAGCUGGGAUAUUUUUAAUAUUCCAGUUGGUUAGCAUAAUCACUUUCAUACAAAUGGUAAAUGAUUGGUGCUACUCUGAUACAUCUUCUGACAAACGUUGUAUUAUAGGUGGCAUACUUGCAGUAGGUUCGAACUUGUUGGCCUGCGGCUCGAUAAUCUUUUUGUUCAUUUGGUACGCGGAACGCACGUCUUGCAAACCUAACUAUAUAUUUACCGGCGUAACUCUCGCUCUCUUCGGACUAAUGUCUGGUGCUACUCAUCGUUCUAAAGCCAAUGCUACUUAUCUGAAUUCGGGUUUCAUGGGAGUCUAUAUCACAUUCUUAUGCUGGUCUGCAAUCAAAAGUGAACCACACGGGGGAAGAUGCAUGGAAAGGGGAGGAACGGACACGCCGCCUAAAAGCUUUGUUAUCGGCUUUGGUGCAAUGAUUUUUGCGACGUUCUCAACUGGCGUCGAUUCGAAAAGCUUUCAGUUCAAAAUAAAGGAGCACCGAGAUGAUAAUGUUCCAUAUGGUUAUGGAUUCUUUCAUCUUGUUUUUGCGACCGCCUCCAUGUACUCUGCAAUGCUAUUAGUCAAUUGGAACACCAAAAAUCCGACGAAGUUUAUGAUUGAUGUGGGGUGGGCUAGUACUUGGAUUAAGUUCAUAUAUGAGCUUUUCGCAGCGUUUAUUUACAUAUUCAUUCUCACAAGGAAAAAUGAUGAGGUGACCAAAAUGACAGGAUGAUAUGGAAGCAAACAAUUAGUUGUACAUGGAAUUGGUACAACUCAUUUCUUCUUGAAUUGGGACAAGUCAUGCAUGAGGAUCGAUGCUAUAUUUUCACAUCCUCUACUGCAUAGAAAUGGCAAUAAUCGUUUUCAUAUAUGUAAUGACCAAAAUUAAUAUGUAACGUUAAUUCCUUUAUUAUUAUGUAAUAGAAUAUGAAAUAAUGGCACAGCUAUUACUUAUACACUUUCAAU
Messenger RNA from Cuscuta epithymum, 1589 nucleotides. Lineage: Eukaryota; Viridiplantae; Streptophyta; Magnoliopsida; Solanales; Convolvulaceae. The record is from the annotation of a GenBank genome assembly.